Molecule: messenger RNA, 4413 nt
Organism: Fonsecaea nubica
Lineage: Eukaryota; Fungi; Ascomycota; Eurotiomycetes; Chaetothyriales; Herpotrichiellaceae
Exons: 9
Coding region: 1-4413 (1470 amino acids)
Biological process (GO): protein dephosphorylation
Cellular component (GO): membrane
Molecular function (GO): calcium ion binding; protein serine/threonine phosphatase activity; acyltransferase activity, transferring groups other than amino-acyl groups
Source: RefSeq, a predicted model, not a curated record
AUGGAAGUGAUUGUCGGUCUUACGGACCAAGCAGGAAAUCCCUCUGUUGUGGCGGCCUACGCUGUUGUGGUGAAAUGGAACCACCGACUACUUCUACACAAAAUUUGCGUGGCACCGGCCGCAAGAGGCCAGGGCAUAGGUGGACUAUUGAUGCUGAAGAUCAUUGAAGACUCGAAACGGUGGUCCUGUCGCGCAAUCGAUCUUUGGGUCGACGAAGCGAAUCAGGUCGCUAGGGGCCUCUAUUCUAAGUGCGGCUUCGUCGUGCAAGAAACGAUCAACGACUACUAUUCACCUGAAAACAGUAAGCCACUGUUGGCGUUUUGGCUCACCGUGUUUGUCGAUCUCAUCGCAGCCACCCCGGAACUCGCUUUCCCGCUCAAUUCUCAAGUUCCACCAGUUGCAUACGUAUCGCAACCAUACAACUUUGUAUUUUCUGCCGAUACUUUCACCUCGAACGCUCCCCAGAUCUCCUACACAAUCACACACGGCCCAAAGUGGCUCGAUCUUGACGGCCCUUCUCGGCUGUUCCAGGGUGUCCCAGACAGCAGCGAUGUAGGCACGACAACUUUGCAACUGGUCGCUUCAGACCCUACGGGAGAUUUAUCAACGAGCAUUACACUUGUUGUGCUCGAAUCUCCUACUCUAACACUCGGAACACCUCUGUUGCCUCAGCUAGAGGAAAGCGGCCUCAUUUCCCCACCAGAUUCAUUACUUGCGCAACCACAGCAGCCAUUUCGAGUUUCCUUUGAAAGGCAUACCUUCACUGGCGCCACGCCCGAUACAAGAUACUACGCAGUUUCGGCCGGCAAUGCCCCUUUGCCUCCGUGGGUGCAGUUCGAUGAAGAUCAGCUCGAAUUCUCUGGCACGACUCCUGCGUUGGUAUCCUCAUUAGCUGGGUCUCAAACGUACGGCUUGAGACUUAUUGCCUCGAAUGUACCUGGGUUUGCGGAAUUGGCCAUUGACUUUCAACUUGUUAUUAGCCGGAGGAUACUGGCAUUUUCAGCCGCCACGCAAAUUGCUAACAUCUCAACUGGUACUCGAUUCCAAACUUUGCCACUCCGGCCACUGAUCACACUCAACGGGGCUCCCGUCACUGACGAUCAGAUUGACAGCAUAGAGGCGGAUGUCCCAGCUUGGGCAGAGCUGGAUCGAAAGGAAUUGUCUUUAAGUGGUACCCCUGAUGGUUCUGUCAGCACUACUAUCACUAUCACGGUCACAGAUAUCUAUCAUGAUGUUGCGAAUGCAACCAUCUUUCUCGAGAAUACUGGAAGUUCAAGUGUUUCUCUUGGAGUUAUAGGUGUCGUCAAUGUAACAGCCGGGAAUUACUUUUCAUACAGUUGGACCUCUCCAGCCUCCUCUCCUUGGGUCCGAGCUGUCGCGAUCCUCGGUAAUGCAUCAGCAUGGCUUGAUUUUAAUGCUCAAACCUGGGCUCUCUCAGGGUCAGUGCCCCAAGAUCUAGCCGCACAGACACUCAAUGUUUCCAUCAUCUUUGCGAACGCAUCAACCAAUGCUACGGGAGACGUGAUUAUACAAGUCCUUCGGAAACCCUUCGCCACCGCAACGACACCAACGCAUUCUACGCCGCAACCAACAGUUUCCAGAGCUAGUGACACGAGCAAAGCAUCUGAGCGUGCAAUGAGUUCUCCGCAUGGCAACACAUCCAACAACCAUCUGCUACAUAUCGUACUGGCCUGUGUCUUUUCCGUUGUUGGAGUACUGCUUGCGGUUUCUCUGAUUCUGUGUUGUCUAAGGAGAAGGAAGAAAAGAGGAAGUAACACUGCAUCAUUCGAAGAGGGCUCGGAUCGUGCCAAUGGGCAUUCACAUCAGCCAUCUAAUCAAUCUGCACAAGAUGCCGAAACCAUUGCCCAUCUACCCGAUAACCCGGAUAUUAGCCCUCCAGAUCUAUCUACAACGAACCCUGCGCAGUCCACUGAGUGUUUGGAGAACUCUAGGCAGGGAUUAUCAAGCACAAAACGCCCACAUCCCCUUACGCAGCAUCGGACUACACAAGUCUUCACUCCUGGAAGAGUUUUGGCUCCCCAACUUGAAGCCAUUGAAGAAUUUGACAGGACGGCAAGUCCUGCCUUCGAAUUCUUGCCGACCAACUCGAGGUUGUCACUGCCUUGGGUUCCAGCAAUCCAGAGCAGAUCAUUGGCAGCAGGAUUGCAGAGCCAACAAAGGAACUCGACCAUCACUGCCCAGUCAAGCAUGAUGCCAUCCAUGGUGGGUUUGCCUGACAGAAAGAAUGGCGCCGGACAUGGUGGCGGCAUUCUUAUCCCCUCUGAUUUCAAUACAGAUCAGACGUCCUGGCGGAACACCUGGGCCUCUAAUCUAUCGAAUGACCGCAGAAGGACUACGCUGGUGUUGGAUUCAUUCCCGGCACCCCCGGUGGAUGGAGCGACCACUGCUAGGACCGGUGUUCAGACAAAGAGUCCGGCUCCCUCUAUGCGCAUGGUCCCAGAAGAUAGCAGUCAGCCUCUAUCAUUUGAGGAGCAGCGUCAAAGAUGGCAUACCGAACGGGCACGGGCUAGGUUAGAAGGGUCUGCAAGGUUUUCGAAUGCAGGCUCGGCACGGCUGCUGGUGUCACCGCGAUACAAGUGGGCUCGGAACACCGCAGCGCUGGCGGAGCGAAAUCCACAAACACCAACACCAAUGGCUAGAGAAUCCAAGGCAAUGGACGUCCACGAUUUUCCCGAGCCCUCGUGGUCGAUGUGGUCCGGCCUUGAGCAUGAGGUCGACGAAUCUGCUCAAGUCGGUGGUUUUAUCUCCUCUUACAAUGGCAACACGCCUGUGCUGAGGAAACAGCGCAGCAUUGCGAGCAGUGGGCAGUUUGAAUCGAUCACUUCUUCAGACAGCUACUUGGAGGACAAAUUCCCGUCAGCCGAGGAAACAGAACCGGAUGCGCAACGAGGGCCGUCUAAUCGCGGCUCGCAAUCCUCACCACGGUUGCCUUUAAACCUCAUCUCGCACUCACGAGAAAAUGUUGCAGAGCCUGCGCCUCCUCCCGUUCCUGUCCUCCCUCUGCUGCCUUUCAACCUGCCUCAACCGCAGCCAGCUUAUGCCAUCGUGUGCGAGGAGUACAUGAGCACCGUCACCUCCAAUUCCAGUCCCAAGUUGAAGAACUACAAGCAUGGCGGUGCAGAUGACUGUGUUUACUAUGGCCUCUCGGCAAUGCAAGGAUGGCGUAUAAGUAUGGAAGACGCACACGCCGCAGUUCUCGACCUACAGCCCGAGGGAAGUGGCAAGUCCAAACAGCCCUCCCCGCCAGACAAGAGGUUAUCGUAUUUUGGUGUCUACGACGGGCAUGGUGGGGAAAAAGUCGCGCAGUUUGCUGGAGAGAAUAUCCAUAAAAUUGUCGCAAAGCAAGAUGCAUUCUCCAAAGGAGACAUUGAGCAAGCCUUAAAGGAUGGGUUCCUCGCCACCGAUCGUGCAAUCCUCAAUGAUGCUCGUUACGAAGAUGAGGUCUCUGGAUGUACUGCAUCCGUCGGGAUCAUAUCAAAAGACAAGAUAUGGGUGGCCAACGCAGGAGACUCUCGCACUGUCCUUGGAGUCAAGGGCAGAGCGAAGCCGCUAUCCUACGAUCACAAACCUCAGAACGAAGGCGAGAAAGCCCGUAUAAGUGCCGCUGGAGGCUUUGUGGACUUUGGUCGGGUCAAUGGCAAUCUCGCCCUGUCACGUGCCAUAGGAGACUUCGAAUUCAAGAAGAGCGCCGACCUCUCUCCCGAGCAGCAGAUUGUCACAGCCUUUCCCGAUGUGAUCACACACGAAAUCUCACCGGAUGAUGAGUUCUUGGUGAUUGCUUGCGACGGAAUAUGGGACUGUCAAUCCUCGCAGGCCGUGAUCGAGUUUGUGCGAAGAGGCAUUGCUGCCAAACAAGAGCUACAGCUCAUUUGCGAGAACAUGAUGGACAACUGCCUCGCGUCCAACAGUGAGACUGGAGGUGUGGGGUGCGACAAUAUGACCAUGAUUGUUAUCGGUCUGUUGAACGGCAAAAGCAAAGAGGAAUGGUAUGAUAUGAUCACUGAAUUCCGUGGACCAGGUGUCCGACAUCAAUUUGAUCACGACAGUCCAGACGAAUACGAGCUUGAUCUAGACCACCGAUCUAGAGGGUUUGGGGGUCGGAGUGGUAGGAUCAUUUUGCUCGGGGAUGGAACAGAGGUCCUGACCGAUUCAGACGAUGCGGAAAUGUUCGAUCAAAGCGAGGAAGAUAAAGAUGCGGCGAACCAGGUCAAGAAGGGCACUCCGGACACGUCGGAUGUCGACUCUGCACGAAGCGAACGAGAAGGCACCCCAGCUCCCCAGUCGGCCGGUGACGGGACGAAGCCAUCAAGUCAGCAGGAUACCUUGGACAGCAGCAAAGACGCCGAGAACACAGGACCCGCGGAUGACACGACCCAGAAGGCUGCUGUCUGA